AUGGCAAUGGAAGAAAGAGAGGGCUGGCUGAAUUGCUUGGCUUGUUUUUAUCAAUUCCCGGCUAUUAGGGUAAGGAUUCCCAAAGGGACCACAACCCCCCCCCCCCCCACUUCUAUAAGAACCCCCCCAUCCCUCACUAAACCAACUCACUCACUCUCAACACAACACAACACAACUUCAAAGCUUCAACCUUUAAGCCCAACAAAGCUUAAAUCAAAGGAUAAGAAAACAAUAAUUAACUCUGCAAGAAUGAAGAUGGGUAGUCCUAGCAUGGGAGGCUCAAAGAGAAGGCUCUCAAGCAGAGGGCUUGGAGGUGCCCUCAGGGAGCAAAGGGCAAGGCUAUACAUAAUUAGAAGGUGUGUGGUCAUGCUCCUCUGCUGGCAUGACUAG
Messenger RNA from Sphenostylis stenocarpa, 390 nucleotides. NCBI's taxonomy places the organism in Eukaryota, Viridiplantae, Streptophyta, Magnoliopsida, Fabales, Fabaceae. The record is from the annotation of a GenBank genome assembly.